AUGUAUAGCAUUGAUAUAAUUACAUAUAUGUUCUUUGUUCUGCCCCUUGACGUAAUAUGUCAGGACACAGUCCACCCCUUGGACGUCGACCCCGGCCUCAAGCAGAGCUUCAAGAAGGGCCUCAGCAUCGUGGGUCUCCGAAGGAUCUACGAGAACCGCGGGGCCUCCAAGGUGGCCGUCGACAACCUCAACCUCGAGCUGUACGAGGGCCAGAUUAUGGCACUCCUCGGCCACAACGGCGCUGGAAAAACAACUGUCAUUUCGAUGAUCACUCGGGAGCUGCGCCAAACCGCGGGCAACAUCUCAGUGUACGGCCACGAUAUCCGCACCUCCUGGGACAAGGCCAGGAAGCUGAUGGGAAUGUGCCCCCAGAAGGCCGUCCUCUUCCCGCUCAUGACGGUGCGGGAGACGCUUACCUAUUACACCCGACUGAAGGGCACCGCAGCCGACCAGACGGACGCGGAAGUCAACUCGACGCUAAUCAACAUGGGCUUAUACGACCACCGCGAUCACCUCGGCCGCCAGCUGUCGGAGGGUCUGCGUCGGCGGCUGUGCAUGUCCAUCGCCUUCGUCGGGGGCUCCAAGCUGGUCAUCCUGGACGAGCCGACGUCGGGAGUCGACCCGGCGGCGAGGGCGGCCAUAUGGGAGGUGAUCAGCAACCACCGUAGCGGCAGGACCAUUCUACUGACCACGCACCACCUGGACGAAGCGGAAACCCUGGCUGACCGCGUGGCCAUCUUGCAUCAGGGGAGACUGCUGUGUGUCGGCUCGCCCCUCGCCCUCAAGUCCGAGUAUGGAUCCGGCUACAGCAUCACGCUCAGCAACAGACGCGUCUAUGAUGAGACCGAGGACGGGCCGUACAAGGGAAAGCCUGGCAAAGAUGAGUCUUUCCUGCCCUUGGAUGUCACUUUCCAGUUUGCGAAGACCGAUGCUGUGCUUGAACUGGCGAAGAAGUAUGCUCCAAACGCUCGCCUACUGGAAGCUGUCAACGCGGAGGUGACGUACUCAAUCCCCAUAACGGAUGGCCAAGGGAACGAGAACAGGUUGCCCGAGCUGUUUGGCGAACUGGACGGCCGGCUGGAGGAGCUGGGCUUCGCGUCCAUGGAAAUCCGACCCACCAAUCUCGAGGACGUCAUCAUCGCCCUCAACGCCAUCAACGCCAUCGAGUCCGAGAGUCUCGCGCAGUCCAAGGUGUCCCUCGAGGAAGAACCCCAGAAAGAGGAGGACCUGCGUGACCUGUUCAACUUCCGGCCUCUGGCUCCUCGCACCGGCGUCAGACUCUCCUUCCAGCGGCUGCUCGCCCUUCUGUUCAAGCGCCUCCUCCACCACGGCCGGGACUGGGUCUUCUACGUCCAGAUGUUUGUGUUGCCGUUAGUGUUCAUCUGCCUGGCCAUGUUGGGGUCCUGGUGUCGACCUGCCUUCGAGACCACUGCGCCCCUGGAAAUGAGUCCACACAUAUACUCUGCGCCAUCCACCUCCUUCGUCAGGCAACUGGACCAAACCUUUGAACCCUUAGCAAAGGAGUUCCUUCGGCUGACCCUGGGCACCAGCGGCAGCACGGGGCAGUGGGCCACAUGCCCCUCAAGUGUGGCCAACGCCAACCUUGGUGUACCGCACUGCAAUAUGUCAGGCGAUACAACGCAGUCCUUGUGCAGAUGCAAUGAUGACGUGUGCUCCGUGGACGUCUCAAAUCAGCCCAGCCUCAACGACUGGAUCUUAGGAACACGAUGGCAACAUGUUCAGAAUAGGUAUGGAGGUCUGAGCCUCGGCGUGGAGGAUCCCCGCUCCCCCACCAGCAGCCCCGGGGUCACGGUGUGGUACGACAACUCCGGCUACCACGCCCUCCCUGCCUACCUCAACGCGCUCACGAAUGCCCGCCUCAGCAGACUUCUCGGGGACCAGUUCGAGGUCACCACAGUCAACAACCCGGUCAAGUUCUCCAGAUACGGGUUAAACAGCAUCUCAUUGCAGCAGCACGUGGCGGACCUCGGGAUCGGCCUCCUGAUCCUAGUGGCGCUGACGGUGGUCUGCUCGAGCACCGCCGGGUACGUGGUGGGCGAGCGAGCCAGGGACGAGCGGCGAGUCCUCUACGUUGCCGGCGUGUCGAGGAACACCUACUGGAUCGCCAACAUGAUCUGGGACGUCUCGGAAAUUACCCGCCCUCUCCUGUCACAGAUUCUACUGCUCAACAUCUUCCUCACCGUGGUUGUCCUUGUCAUCUUCAACCAGCAACAGUUCGUGACCCACAGCAACCUGGGCGCCUUCUUCCUUCUAGCUCUGCUGUAUGGGUUGAGCAUCCUGCCGAUAUUCUACCUGACGGAGGGCCUCUUCCGGACAGAAACCGCUGCCGUGUUCUCCUUCUUCUGCGGCACCUUCAGCGUCGGUCUGAUCUCUACCCUUCUCCUCAUCGUGUGUGAGGUCUACACUUGGGUCAAGGAGCUCAAGUAUGACAUUGGAUCCAGUUUUCUUGUGAGUAACUUCGAUCCCCUUUCGCCUGCGUCCUUGAGUAUCCAAUCUCUUCUAGCUCAGCUUGCCAUAGAGGAUCUAUUGGUUUCCCAGAAGAGCUUGCGCCCCUUAAUAGAGUUUGAUUGA
Molecule: messenger RNA, 2592 nt
Organism: Penaeus chinensis
Lineage: Eukaryota; Metazoa; Arthropoda; Malacostraca; Decapoda; Penaeidae
Product: phospholipid-transporting ATPase ABCA1-like
Exons: 17
Coding region: 1-2592 (863 amino acids)
Biological process (GO): lipid transport; transmembrane transport
Cellular component (GO): membrane; intracellular membrane-bounded organelle
Molecular function (GO): ATP hydrolysis activity; ABC-type transporter activity; ATP binding
Source: RefSeq, a predicted model, not a curated record